Cygnus olor (mute swan) is the source of this 3702-nucleotide messenger RNA. It is a transcript of the gene CBX8, whose product is annotated as chromobox 8. Lineage: Eukaryota; Metazoa; Chordata; Aves; Anseriformes; Anatidae. The coding region runs from base 78 to 1187 and encodes 369 amino acids. The record is from RefSeq and is a predicted model, not a curated record. The transcript has 5 exons.
GCUGACGUCAGCGGGCGGAGUAUUAUGGUCUGGGCUGCGCUGGCGGCUGCCUGUGUGCUGCGAGCGGCCGCGUAAACAUGGAGCUCUCGGCCGUCGGGGAGCGCGUCUUCGCGGCCGAGGCCCUGCUCAAGCGCCGCAUCCGCAAAGGGCGCAUGGAAUAUCUCGUAAAAUGGAAGGGCUGGUCUCAGAAGUACAGCACUUGGGAGCCCGAGGAAAACAUUCUGGAUGCCCGGCUGCUUGCAGCCUUUGAGGAAAGCUUUGGUUUUUUUAACACCUCUAGGGAGCGAGAAAUGGAGCUAUACGGGCCUAAAAAGCGAGGCCCCAAGCCCAAAACCUUCCUGUUAAAGGCCCAGGCAAAAGCAAAAGCCAAAACCUAUGAAUUCCGCAGUGACUCUUCCAGGGGGAUCCGGGUGCCGUAUCCCGGCCGGUCCCCCCAGGACCUGGGCUCCACGUCCCGGGCUAGGGAAGGACUCAGAAACAUAGCCCUGGCUCCGCAGGGCAGCAGCAGCAGCAGCACCCCCAAGGGAGACAGCAUCCGGGACCGGGUUAUCAGGGUGGAAGAGAAGCCUGGGGAAACCCCCAAAAAGAGAGGCCCGAAGCCUAGGAAAGAGCUUUACAAGGACCUGGCGGAGACUCUGGAUGCCUCCAAGAGGAAACUGGGGGAGCCGGGGGACAAGAUGGGGGACUACCUCAAGGCCAGGAAGAUGGAGGAGUCGGCGGCGGGGGCGGCCAAGUUCAGCUCGGGACACAGCGUCAUCCAGCUCGCCCGGCGGCCGGACCCCGACCUCUCCAGCGCCAUGUCCAGCCCCAACCGCGUCGAGGUGGGUAUGAAGCUGGGGGCUGCCGAGAGCUACGCGCCCCGGGUCGCCAAGCACCGGGCGGACUUUCUGGACCCCAAGGGGCAAGGAGGGCUGGACCCCGGCGGGCCCAAGAUCCUGCACAGCGCCGUGAGCCCCGGCUCCGUGGGCAGCCUGUACCGCGACGGCGUGGGCGGCCAGGCGGGGCGGCCCUCCCUCAUCGCCAGGAUCCCCGUCUCCAGGAUCCUGGGGGACCCCGAGGAGGAGUCCUGGAGCCCGUCCCUCAACAACCUGGAGAAAGUGGUGGUAACUGAUGUGACCUCUAACUUUUUGACCGUCACAAUUAAGGAGAGCAGCACGGACCAAGGAUUCUUUAAGGAGAAGCGAUGAGUUUCUGUCAGUGGUGGUGCUGGGGAUUUUCUUCGGUCUAGAUCCAGACAAAAGCUUGGUUAGAGCUUGGUGGGCUUAUUUUUUUCUUUUUCUUUAUUUUUUAUUUUUUUUUAAUUUCCUGGAGAGGAUUUAGAAACUGUCCUAAAUUCAUUAACUCAUUCUUUUUUUUUUUUCACGUCUUACAUUUCGUUGGAAAAAUUAUCUCUAGAGUUAUAUUUUCUAUUAGAUGUAAAUAUGUUAUUUAAGAAAAAAUACUUAUAUAUAUCUAUAUAUAUAUAUUUCAACUCUGAGUUGUUUUAUUUAAAUGGAGACAACAGUGACUGCUCAGUUGCUCUUAGAAAGGACAAUAAAACUGAGAACUAACGGAGUUCAUGCAUCUGUUGCAGGAGCCGGUGUACAUAAUGAGUGAUGUUCAUAGCUAAUUAUGUUCUGUUUUUUUUAACUAUUAUUUUUCAUAUGAUGCUAUGGAUGGUGAAGGGGGAAGUGUUACUCCCUCGGAGGGCAAAGUGCCCAGAUUUCUUGAUUGUGAUAUAAGGUGUUGCUUGUACAAUCAAGUGUGCUGUAUCCAGAACUGUUGCCCUUGACAGUUGAAGUAAGCACUUGAAUUUACAGUAUUGUUGGGGAGGGGGCGUUGCCAGUUUAAAAAAAAAAAGUUGCUACAAAAUUGGGGCGGGGAAAAGCAGAAGUCCAUAAAAAGGUUAAAACUGUUCUAGUGGAGUAUUAACUUGAAUUACCUUUUCUUGCGAAGGAAGAGGAGGUUUGUGUGUGUAAGAUUCCUGAAAGGGGUGAUACUGAAAUGCACUUUAAUAGAAUUGUCAUAGCAGUUGUGGGAGACAGAACUGAGCUGAGAAUCUGUUUUCAUUUUGUCUGGUCGCUUGAUUCUUUUCCCCCACCCACUUCAAAAAAAACAACAACUCUGUUUACAUUCCUGAAAUGCCAGAGAGGUUUGGGAGGGUAGCAUGUCACUGCCCAUAUUUAGAUGCUUUAUACUGCUAUAGAAAGUGGAUUUUUUUUUUUCCAAACACAGUUCACUUUAGACUGUUGGAAGACUCCAGAUAAAGCGUUUUCUAAUAUCCACAUCUCUGACAAAUCCCAGAGCCACCUUUAUGCAUUCAGAGACAAUAAAUAUUUCCCUUUUCUUACGCUAGUUAAACAAUAGCCAAGAGGCUAAAUAUUCCUGUGCGCAGAGCAGCUCCUGCUGACUCUGGUGGCUUUUUGUAUUUUUAUUUGCCUGCAUAUUUCUUCUGGCUCUGAAGGACCGUGCAGCUUUCUCCCAGGGCUCAGGCAGGGCAUAGCAGCGGGAUUUAAUGGCUCUGAACAAAAUGCAGCAGCUUCCCUCCGCCAGCGUCGACCAGAAACCCUCGGCUGCCUUGCAGAAAGCCCGUGGCAGCGUCUCGCAGGAGGCGCGGGAUGCUGCAGCCCUCUGCCCGCCCGCUCCUUCGCUCGCUCUUUCUCUCUAAACUCCAUUGCAGCUUAACCAAGGUGAGGAGAGGUCGGGGUCUUUUAGCCCUCCUUAGAAUGGAGGAGAACCGUUUCGUUGUGUUUUUAGUUGAUGUAGAGCAGGUGUCCUCAUGUCCUAACGCAUUGAUUUGAGCAUCUCUGUCGGUUCAAAAGCACAAAUCUGUCCAGCAGCCCCCGAGGGCCAGGGCUGGGAGAGAUUGGCCUUUUCCAUCCUUUCUGAUUGGCCCGGUGAAGCUCUUAAACGCUUUCUAAUUUGGGGACUGCACAUAAGAUGAAAGCACAUGGGGCCUGACGGGGGGAGGAAGGGGCUUGGGCGAGGAGCAGCCUUCGCCUCUGGUAGGCCCAUCUGGAUAACUGCGGCUCCACCUUGCUCAGCCCCUUUCCCCUUCCAUCUUUUGGGACCUUUGCCUUUGUCAGAUGACCUAGCAAGAGGAUGCUGUAUUGACUGUACAAAGGGAGCCAUUUCUGUGAUUUAUUUUUUUGUCGUUUUCAUUUUUUUUUGUUGUUGUUGUACGGCAUAUUUUGUAAAAUUGAAAUUUUUUAACUUGGUUUGUACGAAGAGCUGAGGCAAGCAGUGUGCUGGUUUCAGUGCUAGCGCUUGGGCAGCUGGCAAGGGAGGUGUUGUCAGAUGGACGAUGUUGGGAUGUGGCUGCCCUUCCUCCACCUGCUGGGAUGCUGAAGGCAGAAAACCACCUCCCUUUGCGGAACAGCCCAGAGCAGAGCUCCUGCCUCGCUCCGCUGCCAGGGCACGGCGGAGGCUCGGUGUGCUUCACUCCAGCCCUGUGUACCUAUAUAUGUGUGCGGCCAUCACACACGUAUAUAAAGCAAGACAUACAUGUGGGUGUAUAUGUGUGUAUGUAUAUAGCGACGUAUAUACUGAGUGUGUGCGUGGGGGUGUGUGUGUGUGAAUUAUUUAAAUCUAAGACUUGUAUAAAAAAGAUUUGGCUAAAUCUCAGUCUCAGAAGUGAAGCUUAACUACGUGUCUUCUGCCAGCCGUGAAUGUCCAUAUGAGACCUGCUUUUUAUGUGAGUUUAAAUAUAUACUUUGUAAAUAG